AUGGCUUUUAAAUUCAUCCUUUUCGCUUCCUUCGUGGCCUACGCCAGUGCCGGCUUUGUGCCCGUGGUACCAGUGGCAAGGACCGUAGUCACCCAAACCGUUGAAGAUUACGACCAUCACCCCCAAUACUCGUUCAAUUAUGGAGUUUCCGAUUCUUUGAGCGGCGACCACAAGAGCCAGCACGAGACCCGCGACGGCGAUAAGGUCACCGGCAGCUAUUCCCUCAUCGACGCCGAUGGCACCAAACGCAUCGUCGACUACACGGCCGACGACGUCAACGGAUUCAACGCCGUCGUCCGCAAGGAGCCCCUCGCUGUCGCUGCCCCAGUUGUCAAAACCGUCGCCGCUGUCGCCCCAGCAGCUACCUACGCUGCAGCACCAGCUUAUGCUUACCGAGCUGCCGCCGCUCCGGUCACGUCUUACUCUGCUCCAGCUGUGUACAAUACCUACGCUGCUCAACCUUUGACUUAUGUAGCCCAAAAUGUCCCAAUCUACAACACUUAUGCCGCCUCACCUCUCAAAUACUACCACUAA
This is a messenger RNA of Trichogramma pretiosum, 534 nucleotides long. RefSeq names its product cuticle protein-like. The record is from RefSeq and is a predicted model, not a curated record. The coding region runs from base 1 to 534 and encodes 177 amino acids. Gene Ontology annotation, cellular component: extracellular matrix. The transcript is spliced from 2 exons. Lineage: Eukaryota; Metazoa; Arthropoda; Insecta; Hymenoptera; Trichogrammatidae.